Messenger RNA from Hyaloscypha bicolor E, 745 nucleotides. RefSeq lists its product as uncharacterized. The record is from RefSeq and is a predicted model, not a curated record. Bases 276 to 620 code for a protein of 114 amino acids. The transcript has a single exon. Lineage: Eukaryota; Fungi; Ascomycota; Leotiomycetes; Helotiales; Hyaloscyphaceae.
GUCCAAUCACAUCGAGACAGCAAACGGCCACGAAGCUGGGCCAGCCUCUCUUCGUGAUUAUCCCCAAAGAUCUUCACCUCAAUCAAGAACUAUCUCGACGCAACCUCGAACUUCGCACCCAAACCAGCGGGUCAGCACUCGAGACUUGAUCUGACUUACAAAUAGAGACGUUUGCUACAACAAAUCGGUGAACAUAAGGAGUCGUCUGCUGAAGGCAGCUGGAUUCGUUCAGCAACGUCCAGCGUCAAUGAGCGACUUCCCAGCUCUUGGAAACCAUGGUUCUUGACCCUCUUUCUGCAAUCUCGCUCGCGGGAAGCAUUGUCCAGUUCGUCGAGUUUGCCGGUAAGGUGGUCUCGAAGGGCAGUCAGAUCCGAUCAAACGGCGCUGCGACUGAGAACCUGGAGCUGGAAGAUGCGACUGAGAAGCUGCUUGGGAUUAUAUCGAGGUUGAAGCAGCAGGUGGUAAUUUCACCGAAGUCAAGAUGCUUGACCGAAGACGAACAAAUGCUUGAAGCUCUGACCAACAACUGCAUUGAUGCUGGCAAGGCAUUAAUCGACAGACUGCAAGAGUUGAAGGUUCCAGCUAGCGUCAAGUGCCGAAAGUGGGAGAGCUUGCGUUAAGGACUGAAAACCGUAUGGGACAAGAGGUAUCUCGAAGGUUUUGCAGCCAAAUUGGCUGAAUUUAGAAGUCAGCUGGAAGUGGGUAUCUUGUUGACUCUCAAGUAGGUUGAAGUUGCUCUUAUUGA